Messenger RNA from Chlorella variabilis, 426 nucleotides. RefSeq lists its product as hypothetical. The coding region runs from base 1 to 426 and encodes 141 amino acids. The record is from RefSeq and is a predicted model, not a curated record. Lineage: Eukaryota; Viridiplantae; Chlorophyta; Trebouxiophyceae; Chlorellales; Chlorellaceae. The transcript has 3 exons.
AUGACGCUGUGGUUUGUGCUGCCCUGCAGGGAACAUAAACCGUCUGCCCCAGAGCCGGUGGAUGGCCAGUGGGCCCAGGAGCUGCUGAAGGAAAUUGUGGACAGCCCUGAGCUUGGCAAGCGUGGCGAGGCCUGGUUUGCUGCACAACUGGUGGCGUUCCUGCUGGUCGCUUUCCCACCGGAUGGGCUGCGUGCGCUGCUAGAUGCGGCAGGCUGGCUGACCAUUGCAGGCGGUUUGGGACUUGCGUAUGGGGGAAUAGGGCUCGCCUUCGUGGGGCUCUCGCUGGCGCUGGGCGACGAUCUGCGCCUGGUGUUUGCCAUCCUGACGCUUGCCUCAUACGAGGAAGAGCUGCUGGUGGAGAAGUGGGGGGCGCAGUAUGAGGAGUACAAGCGCAGCACGAAGAAGCUGAUCCCCUACAUCUGGUGA